Messenger RNA from Pseudogymnoascus verrucosus, 1231 nucleotides. RefSeq lists its product as uncharacterized. Bases 67 to 1080 code for a protein of 337 amino acids. Gene Ontology annotation, molecular function: protein binding. Lineage: Eukaryota; Fungi; Ascomycota; Leotiomycetes; Thelebolales; Thelebolaceae. The record is from RefSeq and is a predicted model, not a curated record. The transcript is spliced from 2 exons.
UAUGUAUAAGGCAAGGGCAAGGGUAGAAACGUAUACUUUUCUAUCUCUUCAUUUCUCUAAUCUGUAAUGGAGCGUAAGGAAGCAUCAGUAUCUCCUGAGCUAGAGGCUCAUACAACUCCUUACGAGUCUCCAAUCAUCGUCCUAUCCGUAGGCCCAAAGGAUGACAACCCAGUCCUAUUCCACGUUCAUAAGGAGAAACUCACCCAUAUACCAUUCUUCAAAGCGGCUUUUCGAGAAAAUGCUUUUGCUGAAGGCCACCAAGGCGAGGUCAAUUUCGAGGACGGAGACCCUAUCUUGUUCCGUCGAGUCGUUGAGUUUAUAUAUGAAGGCGACUACUUUCCGCGUCAGAAACUGCUACCCGAAGCAUCCCUUAGCUUUGAGGUACCACUAAGAGUUAAAGGCAUAGCAUUGGAUAGUAAAGAGGAAGAUUACGUCCCAUCUCUCGCCGUUGAAAUGGCGUCGGGAACAUACCUUGCUACGGCCGAAACCCACCAGCUGUUCAUGAUGGUUUCAAAACUUCUGUGUGUUGCAGACCGUUACCUCAUUGAAGAUUUGGUAGAAAUGAGCUUUCGAAAGUUGAAGAGUUUCCCUAUUGGCACCAAAGAGCUAAUUGCCCUUGCCGAACAUAUUGUUAGGAGCAUCCCUGAAACCAGGUUCGAUAUUCACAAGUUUCUCGCGGACCAGGUCUACCUCCAUCUUCCUCGGCUUAGAAACAGCCCAGAGUUUAGAUCACUCCUAGAAAGCGAGACGUCUAACCUAGGCCAGGGGCUUAUUGGAUUAACUAUGAACACCUUGUUAUCUGGUCAAGGACGCUACUUUGAAGAAGUUCUAAAGACUAAUACCAAAGUAGUAAUAUGUAUUACGGACGUGACGGUGGAUGAGUGUAUAGAGAAAUAUGGUAGUGACGAUAAUUUUCCAGUCAAAUUUGGGGCAGCUGUGGCCGGCCAGGUACUUAUAAGUGAUGGAACAGUGGACUCGAGAAAUAUGAUGUGUGCUGAAUAUGUUCUUGAUGGGCCGACACUAGCCUUUCCCGCGUCUUCUUUUAAGUUGUUAGCUGAAGCUAGUUUUACAGCCAGGUAGGGCAUGUUAGUUUUCACAAUAAACUUAUGUUUGGCGCCGGCACGCAGUUCCGUGGGUUGCAGAAGCCGGCGUUAGAGGCAAUCAUGAAGCACGACAGCCCCAUAUUGAUCGUGAUGGGGACGGGGGUGGGGAAGUCGAUGUUGUUCCAGAU